AAAGAGAUAAUGGCCUGAGCAAAGGGCAGAAUGUCCAUCAGGGAAAAAAGGAAGAAAGGAUAAAUAAGGUCCAAACUUGGAGACCUUAAGGAUCUGGCUUGGCACGGUUGCCAGAGAUGAAAAUGACAGUGGGUUACGUAUUGUCGGUGUUUGUAAGGGAGCUCCCUGGUUAUGUUCUCUUUGCUGGGAUCUUUAUGCCUGUGACUUUACUCCUGCUGCUGCUAAUUGUCUACUUCAGGAUCAAACUAAGAGAAGUUGAGGAGGAAAUGGUCAUGGCACAAGACUCCAGGAAUGCCUUCCUGAAUCACCGUGGCCAGUGGAAGAAACCCAGGAGAGCCGGACAAAAGGAGAACAGAUACAAGAAUUCAAGGACAUUUAAAGGAGCUUCACGUCUCAGGAAGCAAGCUUAAACCCAGUACUCAGCGCUGCAGGUUUAACAAUAAAUGCCACUGUAAAUAAAUACCACACAGGAAAACAAAACUGGAGAGGAGAAGCCAGUGUUCUGCUGUCCUAAUGAAACAGCUGGUGCCACAUCCAAGAGUUCUUGCAAGCGCUGAGCAGCCCUUUGUGCAGAGACCAGAGGCCUCCUGCAAUGAACUGUGCUGGUUCCCCUACGUGACUCAGGAUUUGGGGGGAGGGACAGCGCCCUACUCACCAGCCCCUCCCUGACUUUCUAAGGAGAAAGUGACAUAAGGGGCUCCUGAGAGAGCUGAGCUGGCACAUACAAGGCAGGCAGCCUUGAGAUGCUAAAUAACAAGUUGGUAUCGAGCACUGACAUCUGGGAAAUUGAAAAGGGUUUUGAAGGGGAACUGACAUUUAUUAACUUGUACACUUUGGGAAAGAGUGUGGGUUUUGUAAAGUAUCCUUUCCACAGAAUUUGGAAGCAAAAUACAACAGUAGCAGGAAACAAAAGGAUUUCUCUCUACUGACUGAAAAUGCCAAAUUUUGAAAUCAUGGAAAGAUUUAGUCAGUAUUCUGCAAAACAGCUGUUAUUCUCCUUUAAGGACAAAUGGAUGACUUUUUCAAAUAAAAUACUGCAUAAGCAUGGAGUUAUCUUUUUGGCAGGUCAGUUGACAUACUUUAAAAAAAAAAUCUUCCUCCCUGCUCCCCUGUAGCUGUACAGUUUUUAGUGCAUCUCAGACUGCCUGUGGCAGACAGCCCACAAAAAUGCAACUCAAAUUGUUUGCAAGUACUACUGGCUUUUAACUUCUCUAAUCUAGAUUCCGACUCUCAAGUUUAAACCCAAACUGGCAAGGAAUAAGAAGUGACUAUCAUUACUGUCCUGAGUGUUUACUCUCCCUGUCUGCAAUUACCUUUCAUUAAAGCUGUUUGUCAUUGCCCAUCCUGCAAGAGUGGUAAUGCCUUGUCUGAGACUAUGUGUGGUUUGCAGAGUUUCAGUUCUCACAGACUUUUAGGAACUCAUUGGAAUCAUUUUAUAGAAAUACUGAUGAGGCCAUGACCACAGGUUUAAAAAACCACUAUAAUUUAUCAGUCUGUAGAGAAAAAAAGAAUUUAAAUAGCAAGUACCCUUACACUCUCUCCCAUUUUAAUAUUACCCAAAUUUAAAAAGACAUAAUUCAUCACACUGGUUUGUAUCUGUGCAAAUAACAUGGAAUACAUUGCACAGGUAAAGAGGCAAUUGUUUCAAAUUGCAAACAAUCUUUUGCAGGGAAGUUGAGACAGCUGCUGCAAAGAAUUACGUUCUACAUUUAGGAAGGAUGCUGUCUUCUUAAAGCAGUGAUCUGGGAUAUUGAUCAGAUGUUAAAGGAAUUCUAACAUACAGAAUCCCAAAUACUCACUCUCUCAUUGCCCAAGGAAAGACUGGCCAGGACCACAUGAAAAAAUACAGAAUGCAAAUUGAUUUUGUUAACGUUACAGUGCAUCUGAGAAUGAGGAAAUUUGAAAUGCCAAGAAGUGGUAACACUCUUAAACAGCACUUCAUUGUAAAAUGGUGGUACGGAUACCAAAAAUAAUGCUACAUACGUACACUGUGUGGCUUUGACAGAACUGCCUAUUGAGCUGUAACUGCUUCCAUGUAGGAGGAUCUGACAUUCACGACUUAGUAACAUGCAUUGAAAAUUCCAGGCCUUGUUGUUUUCUGUUCCGUUACUGAACAGUGUCAAGAAAUAUGCUUUCAUGCUACCAGCAUGAAACUCACCAUCGUAUCCCAUGUAAUUCCUUCAAAAAGGGAAAAUAUAUUUUAAAUAACACCAUAGAAAGACACCUUUAUCUAGAUAAAUUAUACAAGCAUUAUAUAAAUAUAAAUGAAGAGAGUAACUGCAAGGAAAUAACUUAUCUUCAAUUAUUGUGUCACUGAAGAGUCCUCUCCCUUCCUGUCUCUAGCAAUAAUGUGAAGUUAGUAUUCCACUGCACCUACAACCAGUAAGCACACUUAAAACCUUCCUGCCUGUGACUGCUUCCCAUAACAAAAUUUAAAGUCUCAACAUUUAAGCUGGAAAGGUACCGAGAUAGUAAAGUAAUAAAGGAUUGUGAAACCACUUUUGGCUGCGGAAUGACUGAAGAGAGUGAUUAAUAGGUGUUUAUUCCAGUGUCUGCAGUGAUGCUGUCCAAGGAUGCUAGAACAGGGGCAGAUUCAAAGGAUACAAAAGUGCUUUUGGUUCUUUUUUUCCCUGAGACACACCGAAGAGUUAAAAUGCCUGCCAGAGGAAAUUUUUAAAAAGCAGCCAAAAAUCCAGAGGCAAAAAAAUACUGAUAAAAACCAGUAAGUCUUUGAAAAUCACUCAAGACUGGAAGAAUAUUUGGGUAAGUACUACUUUCUAAUAUAGUAAUCAUAGUUACACACACCCCAAGGCAAAGACCAGUAGCCUCAGAGACAGAUCUGGGAGAGUUAAGUCACUUAGCUGUCCCCAGCAGAGACAUUCAUAUAGACUUACCUCCAAGAACUCUGGUAGGAUUUGCCUCAAACCAAACAAUAUUUUAACACAACAGGAAUUAUCACAGCAUUUCUAAUGCUUGUAAUUUGUAUUAAUAUUACUACCCUAGUUUUUUUUCAAGUGCAGUAUGAAAGCCCCAAAAUGCUGAGCAGCAUGAAAAUCAGAAGUUUCAAACCUUCCAGAGGUGUAGUUAGUAUUUUUUUCCAUCUGUUUGAUUUCUUCUGUGGCCCAAAUAAAAGUUGCUAUUCAGCUUGACUGUCAAACAGAAGAAUACAUCAAGAAUCACUUUGUACUAUAGUUGCUCAUUGCUUUGAGCAAUAAAUCUUUUGUUUAAAGUUUUUCAUUGGAGUUGCAUGCUUGCUCUUCACAAAAGCUUUAUCUACAAAAUCAUCUGUGAACAAGUCCAACAUUUAUUAUGAACCCUGAGGUUAUCAUUAUUAAAAAUGAAGAUGUAUUAAGUGUUUUUUUGUAAGACUCACAUGACUCACUUCUCUAAGUAUUUGAGCAGAAUUAAUUACUGUAAUUGUAUUUCAAAUUGCCCAUGUAUUAUAAAGCUGGCUUGUGAAGUGCCUUGAGAACAAUUUCUUUUUCGCAUGUUGUAGUUUUUGCUGUAGAUAUAUUAUAUAUAAAAGGGUAACAAUGAGACUUCAGAAUUGCACAGUAUUCAAGAAUAUUUAAAUAAAUGCAUAAAAUCUGAAUCCAAAAACCUUGACUAUUUU
Molecule: messenger RNA, 3613 nt
Organism: Poecile atricapillus (Black-capped chickadee)
Lineage: Eukaryota; Metazoa; Chordata; Aves; Passeriformes; Paridae
Gene: SMLR1
Product: small leucine rich protein 1
Exons: 2
Coding region: 117-410 (97 amino acids)
Source: RefSeq, a predicted model, not a curated record